This is a messenger RNA of Salmo salar (Atlantic salmon), 1868 nucleotides long. Its product is annotated as TIMELESS-interacting protein. Gene Ontology annotation, cellular component: nucleus; replication fork protection complex. Gene Ontology annotation, molecular function: DNA binding. The record is from RefSeq and is a predicted model, not a curated record. Gene Ontology annotation, biological process: replication fork arrest; DNA damage response; replication fork processing. Lineage: Eukaryota; Metazoa; Chordata; Actinopteri; Salmoniformes; Salmonidae.
CUUACAUGACAUUCCAGACAUAUAGAAGAGGGCAGUGUAACCAAACCCCCUUUUCUAUUCCCAACGCCAACAGAUAGUUUGACGACACAUGAUUGGCUCUUGGUACGAGGAACCAAACAGUUGAUUGGUGCAUUUGCAAAAAACCGGCAGAAGACAAAAGUGGACGAACAAAAAUAAUACAGUAGCCACUGGAAUAGCAACUGUUCAUUUGCCAGGAGCCCAAUGAUAAAUGAACCAUGCUAGAUCCAAUGGAGAAUGGCUUGUUUGACAUUCCUGACUAUGACAACAUAGAUGAGGAGACCUUUCCUCCUCUCCCCCCUCCCUUCUCACCAGGAGAGGGAGGAGAUCCUUUUACAGGGGAGGAGGGCGGAGAGAUCUCCAAGUUGGCCGAAGUCCCUGCUGCCAAGAGGAGAGGCGUGAAGAGACCACAGCCUAAACUGGACUCUCAGAGGCUGACAUCAGAAAGAGGACUUCCGGCUCUUCGCACCCUGUUUGACAACGUUCAUUUCAAAGGCAAAGGACAUGAGGCUGAGGACUUGCGGGUGCUGAUGCAGAGGAUGGAGAACUGGGCUCACAGGCUGUACCCCAAACUACAGUUUGAAGACUUCAUAGACAAACUGGAGACGCUAGGCGGCAAGAAAGAAGUCCAGACCUGUCUCAAGAGAAUACGGUUGGACAUGCCGUUAAUACAUGAAGACUUCAUAGGAGACGGCGGUGAGGACGACGCCGCGGCGUCGACAGACGGACGUGUCGUCAACCAUGACGACCCAGACCCGUUUGGAGAUGGGGGUUUCGCUGAAGACCCCCCAGGACUGGUCCUCUCUACCCCAGCUGCUGCUCCCUCCCUGUUCCCUUCCUCCCAGGCUGGCCCGGUCCACUCCACCCCAGCCGCUGCUCCCUCCCUGUUCCCUUCCUCCCAGGCUGGCCCGGUCCACUCCACCCCAGCCCCCUCCCUGACAGAGGAACAGCAGAGACGUAUAGAACUCAACAAACGGCUUGCCUUAGAGAGGAGACUGGCCCGCAUGCAGCAACACACAGAUGGCUCCCAGGAGGUUACCUCCAGCCAGUCAGCAGACGGACCCUCUACCUCCCAGCCCCAGGAGAUGGCCUCCAGCCAGUCAGCAGACGGACCCUCUACCUCCCAGCCCCAGGAGAUGGCCUCCAGCCAGUCAGCAGACGGACCCUCUACCUCCCAGCCCCAGGAGAUGGCCUCCAGCCAGUCAGCAGACGGACCCUCUACCUCCCAGCCCCAGGAGAUGGCCUCCAGCCAGUCAGCAGACGGACCCUCUACCUCCCAGCCCCAGGAGAUGGCCUCCAGCCAGUCAGCAGACGGACCCUCUACCUCCCAGCCCCAGGAGAUGGCCUCCAGCCAGUCAGCAGACGGACCCUCGACCAGGUCCUCCUCACACCCCUUCCCCAGCCAGCAGCAGCAGCAGCAGGAUGGGGAGGAUGAAGACCCGGACCAGGGAGACCCAGAGGACAAGGGCCAGAGCAGACCAGACCACCCCAGGGACAGAGCUCUAAACACAGCUUCCCCUGCUGAGGCUGACUCCCUGGUGUGUGAGGGAGCAGUAGCCAGCCCUGUUCCUGAGAUGAGCAAUGGCAGUGACGACAGCAGCGACUGAGUCACACACAAACACACGGAGGACAGAACCGCUGCCCCCCCCCCCAACAUCCAUGGCUCCAGCUGUAAGCAUACACACUCACCCAGCACUAAGGGACGCUGUCCUCUAGGACUGACAACUCAUCUGAGGAUGUUUUCUCUCUGUUCAAGUACAUUUUCAAUGAAGUUUAAACAAAUCUAAAACAUGGUCAUGUGUUGUCAACCAUUUUUACUCUUUAAUAAAUGUUGCCAUACGGGCCAAACA